Lacerta agilis (Sand lizard) is the source of this 3114-nucleotide messenger RNA. RefSeq names its product SCY1 like pseudokinase 1 (gene SCYL1). The record is from RefSeq and is a predicted model, not a curated record. The transcript has 17 exons. Lineage: Eukaryota; Metazoa; Chordata; Lepidosauria; Squamata; Lacertidae. Gene Ontology annotation, molecular function: protein kinase activity; ATP binding. Gene Ontology annotation, biological process: protein phosphorylation. Bases 172 to 2613 code for a protein of 813 amino acids.
CUCUCUCCAAGCACUUCCGGGGCUGCGAAGAGGAUCCGGGGCUAAGCCAGCCUCCCGGCCGGCCGAGGAAAACAGCGCCUGCCUAGCUGGCGGGGCUGGUGACGUCCGCGGAGCCGCCGCCUUCGCCGCCCACCGGGGUCCCCGUCCCCGACCUCCAGCCGGGGAGCCGCCAUGUGGUUCUUCUCCCGGGACCCGAUCCGGGACUUCCCCUUCGAGGCCGUCUCGCCUGCGGAGUCUCCGCCGCUGCCCUUGCCGGGGGGAUCCUGGCUGCUGCACCGCGGCAGGAGGAAGGCCACGGGGGAACCAGUGUCUCUGUUUGUGUACGAUGUGAAACCCGGCCACGAAGAACAGACGCAGAUCGCCAAGGCGGCCUUCAAACACCUCAAAACCCUACGGCACCCCAAUAUCCUGUCCUACAUUGACGGGUUAGAGACGGAGAAAUGCUUGCAUGUGGUGACGGAGCCAGUGAUGCCACUUCCGGCCUACCUGGAGUCCAGAGGCGAAGGGCGAGAGUUGAGCGAGCUGGAGAUCUCGUGGGGCCUCCAUCAGAUUGUGAAAGCCCUCAGCUUCUUGGUCAACGACUGCCACCUCAUCCACAACCACGUCUGCCCGGCGGCCAUCUUUGUGGACCGUGCUGGUGAGUGGAAGCUGGGCGGUUUGGACUACAUGUGCUCAGCUCAGGGGGAUGCUGCCGUGCCGAGGAAAGGGGUCCCCGAGCUGGAGAAAUACGACCCUCCAGAGUUAGCAGACAGCAGCAAGAGCGUUGGAGAAAAAUGGUCAGCCGACAUGUGGCGCCUUGGCUGCCUCAUCUGGGAGGUCUUCAAUGGCCCCCUGCCUCGGUCAUCUUCCCUCCGGUCUCUUGGCAAGAUCCCCAAGUCUUUGGUCCCCCAUUACUGCGAGCUGGUGGGUGCCAACCCCAAGCUGCGGCCCAACCCGGCCAAGUUCUUGCAGAACUGUCGGGGGCCGGGGGGCUUCAUGGACAACAGCUUUGUGGAGACCAACCUCUUUCUGGAGGAGAUCCAGAUUAAGGAGCCUGCGGAGCGGCAGAAGUUCUUCCAGGAGCUCAGCGCGAACCUGGACUCCUUCCCCGAGGAUUUCUGCCGCCACAAGGUCCUCCCACAACUGCUGACGGCGUUUGAGUUUGGCAGCGCUGGGGCUGUCAUCCUCAUCCCACUCUUCAAGGUGGGGAAAUUCUUGAACGCCCAGGAAUACCAGCAAAAAAUCAUUCCCAUCAUUGUGAAGAUGUUCUCCUCCCCAGACCGGGCAAUGAGGAUCCGGCUGUUGCAACAGAUGGAGCACUUCAUCCAGUACCUGAACGAGCCCACGGUCAACACCCAGAUCUUCCCCCACGUGGUCCACGGCUUCCUGGACACCAACCCGGCCAUUCGUGAGCAGACGGUGAAGUCUAUGCUGCUGCUGGCUCCCAAGCUGAACGAGAACAACCUCAACGUGGAGCUCAUGAAGCACUUUGCCCGCCUGCAGGCCCGGGACGAGCAGGGCCCUAUCCGUUGCAACACCACCGUGUGCCUCGGCAAGAUCGGGCCCUACCUCAGCGCAAGCACGAGGCAGAGUGUCCUGAUCUCAGCCUUCAGCCGGGCCACCAAGGACCCCUUUGCCCCCUCUCGCGCUGCUGGGGUCCUGGGCUUUGCAGCCACCCACAACUUCUACUCUAUGAAAGACUGUGCCUUCAAAAUCUUGCCUGUCCUCUGUACGGUGACGGUGGACCCAGAGAAGACCGUCCGGGACCAGGCCUUCAAGACAAUGCGGAGCUUCAUCACCAAACUGGAAACCGUUUCCGAAGACCCAGCUCAGCUCUCUGAGCUUGAGAAGGACGUCCAGGCUGCCUCGGCUGGCCCAGGGGCGAGUGCAGCUGCCAGCUGGGCUGGCUGGGCCGUGACGGGGGUCUCGUCUCUCACGUCGAAACUGAUCCGGACCAACGCCGGGGGGGUGCCAGUGGCUGAGCAGGCACCUGAGGGGGCCCCUGCCAGCACACCAGAACCCCCCAAAUCAGGAGCGGGCCAACCUUCUGCCCCAGAAGGGGCAGCCCCUGCGUCAUCCAGCCAUUGGGACCUGGAGGAGGAUGUGACAGAGGAGGAAAGUGCAGCAGACCGAUGGGAUGAUGAGGAUUGGGGCAGUCUGGAGACCACCUCCACCGCCGGGAAGGCAGAGACUGACUGGAGUGCCUCUGCCUGGGACCUGGAGCCUUCCUGGAACCAAAAGAAAACACAGCGCCCCACUGUAGAUGGUGGGUGGGGCGGCGCUUGCGAGGGGGACAUGGCCCCCGGCCUGGGCCAGAGGUCUACCACGGCCCCGCCAGAUGGGACCAAACUGGCCAGCGAUUACAACUGGGAGGGCCUUGGCAGCGCAGACAAGCCGGACCCGUUUUCCUCUCUUGUGGAGAAGCCGGCAGCAGACAGGCAGAGGAACGUGGAAGCGCUGGGCGACUGGGACCUCCAAGACAACUGGGAGGCGCUGGAGUCAGAGCAAGGGCCCAGCAAGGCUGAACUAGCGCGGAAAAAGCGUGAGGAGAGGAAGCAGGAGAUGGAAGCCCGGCGAGCAGAGCGGAAGGCAGCCAAGGGACCCAUGAAGCUGGGGGCCAGGAAGCUGGACUGACAUACCCCGUCCCUUUUACUUUUUAAUUUUUUUUUGGGGGGGGGGUAGCAGGCUGCUGGUGGGGGAGGGCAGAAGAAGGGCUGUUUCUGGCAUGUCUUCAAAUCUCUUCCUUCCCCUAGGUUGAUUUUUUUCUGGGCAGGGGGAGAGGGAGAAGAUGCAGAGCCUGGUGGGGGUUUUUUGGGGGGUGGGGUGGGGAAGUUUGCUACCUCCAUCAUCGCUUGCCAAGAAGCGUUUCCAGUUCACUGAGAGAGUCCUCCCCCUCCAGUGACGGAGACGCCUUGAAUUCCAAAUGCCGGAAGUGGGGGUGAGAAGUUACCCAGUGGGGGGGAGACAAGUCUGUCUCUUUCUCUCUCUCUCUCUCUGUCUCCAUAGAGUAGCUAUUCUGUACAGCGGCUGGUGUUCCAGCACGGGAUGUAUGUUUGUAUGUGUGUGAAAUGUGAUUCUUGCCUGUUUCAUUGGUUUAUGCAGAAGCCGACAAAUAAAUUAACUCUUUACCGAUAA